Molecule: messenger RNA, 1467 nt
Organism: Chilo suppressalis (striped riceborer)
Lineage: Eukaryota; Metazoa; Arthropoda; Insecta; Lepidoptera; Crambidae
Source: the annotation of a GenBank genome assembly
GGCGAGGCGGCGGCGAAUGAUUGUUUGUUUAUAGUUGGUUUUGUGACUUGCUCAGUGGUUAAGUGCUUACGCUCAUUUUACCACUUUAUUUCAAAUAUCAUUGAAAUAAUAACAAUGGAUAUUGAUAUCGUGAAGGAUGUUGAUCAACCUUUAGGCUAUAAUGAAUCUGAAAAAGAUGCCAGUGCCACAUGUGUCGCUGAGGAAAGUGCUUAUCAGUACCCCGCUUUGUUUACCAGCAAAACUUUGCUUGAACUAUGCAGUUCCUCUUGGUCUCGUUCGCAAAAGGCACAAGAUGAUAUUCAACCUUACCUCCGAGGUUGUAAAUGGUCUCCCGAUGGUACUUGUUGCUUAUCGGUUGUGAACAAUGAUGGAGUGCAUUUGACUGAGUUACCUCGAGAUUUAUAUUCCAAUAGCCCUGCACCGAACCGAACUAUAGAUAUAUUAGACUCGAUAGUACACAUAAAAGAAGCUGGUUUAGUAUAUGAUUAUUGUUGGUAUCCUGGAAUGAAUAGUAAUUUACCUGAAUCGUGUUGUUGGAUAACAACUAAACAGAAUUCUCCUAUACAAAUGUGGGAUGCAUUUGAUGGAUCAUUAAGAUGUACUUACAGGGGAUUUAAUGCUGUGGAUGAAAUGGAGCCUGCUUUAUCUGUCACAUUUAGUCAAGAAGGCUCCAGAAUCAUAGCAGGUUACAAGAAGGUUAUAAGAACAUUUGAUGUUGAUAGGCCUGGUAGAGAUUUUGCUGAGCAUAAAUUGGGAAGUCCUGCAACAUGUUUUGCUACUGAUAGUAAUUUGCUUGCUGUAGGCUCAUGGAACUCUACAAUCAACUUAUAUAAUGUCAAUGAGAUGGGUACAUAUAAAAGCAUUGGCAAAAUGCAUGGUCAUUCAGGUGGAGUAACUCAUAUGAAAUUUACCCCAGAUGGUAUACGACUUGUAUCUGGUGCCCGGAAAGAUCACAGGUUACUCAUAUGGGAUAUAAGGUAUUACAGGAGACCAUUAAAUAUAUUGACAAGGGCUGUGAAUACCAAUCAAAGGGUAUAUUUUGAUAUCUCUCCUUGUGGCAAAUAUUUGAUAACAGGUGGUACUGAUGGGGUGUUGAAAGUUUGGGAUGUAGACCAAGUCGAUUGGAAGAACAGUCUGGAAACCAAUGAAGAAAAUAGUGAUGAUGCCACUUAUAAGUUUGCUCUACAUAACGAUUGCUGUAAUAGCAUAUCUAUUCAUCCAUUGAGGCCUAUAUUAGCAACAGGAUCGGGACAGUUCCACUUCAGAGACCCAAUGACGGGAUUAGAAGGCGCUGACGUUUCCCUACAAUCGAAUGGAAUGGCCAUAGACAACAUAACUAAUGAAGUUGACACAGAUGAGAAUGACUUACGAUAUUCGUGUGAAGCAGAGAACAGUCUAGUCUUUUGGUGGAUAGGAGAUAUUGUUACAGAAGAAAAUGUUUUGACUGCAAAUGUUGAUAGCUAAUAA